GCUCUGGGUAGGGAUAAGAGCUGGGACACAGAAGGGACAGGAGCCUGCUGGGGCCUGGAAUUAGAGGCAGAGGCCUCAGUGGGCAGCCCCAUGACUUCCUUGGGCUCCCAGCCCUGCAGGGCAACCUUCCUGACAGCCACUGUGAUGGUACUGCUGCUGCUGUGGGUGAAGCUGGUGAGGUCUCAGCAGGGCAGCCCAGGCCCAGUGCAGAGGAGCCUGGUAGAGAAGACGCCCCCUGCAGAGCAGGGCCAGGAGCAGUAUGAGGAACACUUCAUGGCCUCCUCAGUGGGGGAGAAGUGGCAGGAGGUGGACAUGGUCCGACAAGAGGAGGACUUCACGUCUGAGACAGCUGCUGUCCAAGACCACCUCUUCAGCCUUGCUCUCUGCUUUAACCUGGCCAGCAUCAUGGUUUUUUUAUGAGGGACAUUGAGGCGGAGGCGUUGGUCUGGCUCCUGGAGGAGGAAGACCUGGGCUUUUACCUUCGCUUCCUGACCGCGUCCUGACCUCCCCUCUGCACGGGGCUGCAGGCCACAGCUGCCCACCAGGAUGCCCAGGCUGCGGCAGCACACUGCUCCCUGCUCCUGUCAGCAGCUCCCGGCCUUAGGGUGCAGCCUCAGGGGUUUUACCACCUCAGCCUCUUCCUGAUGCCACCUACGCCCAAAGCUUUGUGUUCUAGGUCCAGAGAUGUCAGACCCACGCCUUCUCCCUCCUGUACCUCCUGGGGUUCGGCCAGUAGAGCAGAUUGCAGUGAGAAGAACUGACAA
Octodon degus (degu) is the source of this 764-nucleotide messenger RNA. RefSeq names its product LLLL and CFNLAS motif-containing protein 1-like. Lineage: Eukaryota; Metazoa; Chordata; Mammalia; Rodentia; Octodontidae. Bases 91 to 420 code for a protein of 109 amino acids. The transcript has 2 exons. The record is from RefSeq and is a predicted model, not a curated record. Gene Ontology annotation, biological process: fusion of sperm to egg plasma membrane involved in single fertilization.